AUGGCAGCAAUUGAUAGCAGCCAUUACGAAUUAAUCAAGAAAAUCGGUGGUGGUAGUUUUGGACAGAUCUAUAUUGGUGAGGAUACGCAGACUCAUAAGAAAGUUGCUGUGAAAUUAGAAUCAAAAAAGACAAGUGUUCCUCAGUUAUGCUAUGAAUCAAAAUUAUAUGUAUUAUUUUCAGGCUGCCCAUCUGUUCCACGCUUAUACUGGUUCGGAUCCGAUCAUACUCAUAAUAUUAUGGUUAUAGAUUUACUUGGCAAGUCUCUUGAAGAUUUAUUCAUCCAAUGCGGACAAAAACUUUCACUAAAGACAGUACUCAUGCUUGCAGACCAAAUGAUAUCGUGUGUUGAAUACAUUCAUAGCAAAAAUUUUAUUCAUAACGAUAUUAAACCAGAUAACUUCGUUAUGGGCCGUGAUGAAAAGCCAAAUCAAGUUUUUGUCAUUGACUUUGGCCUUUCUAAGAAGUAUCGUGAUCCAUUUACUCAUGAACAUAUCGCUUAUGCAGAUGGACGCUCGCUGACAGGUACACCUCGUUACGCUUCGAUAGCUGCUCUCCAAGGUAUUCGCCAAACUCGCAGAGAUGAUAUGGAAUCUUUGGGAUAUGUUUGGAUGUACCUUUUACGAGGUUCUCUCCCAUGGAUGGGUAUUAACCUUAGGACGAGAGGCCAGAAAUUUGAUAAAAUUCUUGCUGUUAAAGAAGCUACGUCGAUUGAAUCUUUAUGUCAAGGAUUUCCACAAGAAUUUGCAGAUUAUUUACACGAUGUUAGAAAUCUUAAGUUCGACGAACAGCCAAAUUACGCCGCUUACCGAAAACGUUUCAGAGAUCUCUUUAUUUCGAAGGGAUACGUUUUUGAUUACGUUUACGACUGGACAGACACGUCCAAAUCCCAUAAGAAGAAAGAGCUUGUCAUCAAUGUCGAGCCAACAAGGAAGGCAGAGGCUCCAGCUCCAGAAAAUAACGCAAAUGCAGCAAAACUUACGAAAACAUUGGCCAGAGAGCGUCGCGAGCUCAACCAAAAAGCUCAAAAACAAGAACUCGAGAAAGAAAAAGCGAAUAUACAGGCUCCUCCUGGCGCAGUUCUCGCUGCACAAGAAAUACAAAGAGAUCCACAGGCAAAGAACUACAAGAAGGCGGAGAAUGAACAAAACAAUCGUACAAAUGAAGAUCCAGCACUCGCUGAUGCACUUGCAAACUUAGAUUUCGACAUGAAUCACCUUCCACCGGGUGGACCUCUUCCUAAUGGGCCAUUCCCAAGGCCAAUGUGGAGAUCGAGAUAUCCUAGAUGGAUGACUCCUGUUCAAACACUUCAAGUCAGAUAA
Molecule: messenger RNA, 1320 nt
Organism: Trichomonas vaginalis G3
Lineage: Eukaryota; Parabasalia; Trichomonadida; Trichomonadidae
Product: STKc CK1 domain-containing protein
Exons: 1
Coding region: 1-1320 (439 amino acids)
Biological process (GO): peptidyl-serine phosphorylation; signal transduction; endocytosis
Cellular component (GO): cytoplasm; nucleus
Molecular function (GO): protein serine/threonine kinase activity; ATP binding
Source: RefSeq, a predicted model, not a curated record